CAACGUGGCAUUCGACUUCCUCCUUUCGGAGACAUCCGUUAAAUUGGAAUGAUACAGAAAGUUGAUGCGAGAAGAAGUCCAGAUCUUUUUGCCCUGCCUCAGAAUUCAAUCAAUUGCGUGGACUGGCGGAUUGAAUUCGGUUGUUUCUCGAAUUUCCCGCUUCACCAGCUUAGGAAAGGCAGGCAGGCAGGCACUCAUCUCUUUUGCUUUUUGGUAUCGCUCCUCCAUGGAGUUCUGUUGUGCAGUACCUCUACUUGGACGUCUCCUCAAAAGAUGGCCCUUUAGAUUGAUCUCUCUCAUACGGUCUACUUUCUGCAGGAUUUGUAUAAUUGUACCCUCAGUCUUCUCUUCUCUGCUUUGCAGUUUGUCGCGAGGUAACAACUUCUUGAUUACGUGAUCUCUACGAUUUCUCAUCGGUUUUUGUUCGAUCGUGUUUCAUUGCAGUAAAAUUAAGCACAUAUAUCUCCUGAUUCCAAUGACCCUUUGGUUCUAAAAGACAAUCUUGGAAGAUGAAAUUAAGAAUGUGGAGAUUGUUUUUGUGAGGUAGAAGAAACAUAAAAAGGUACGACAUAUGUAAUCUUCUUUUCUUUCCUUUUACAACACAUUGUGACCCUAAACCUAAAGCUGUGUAUUACUAAUUAAUUAUUAAUACAACUGAUGAAAGACCCUUCCUCU
This is a messenger RNA of Cynara cardunculus var. scolymus (artichoke), 675 nucleotides long. RefSeq lists its product as uncharacterized. The transcript has 3 exons. The record is from RefSeq and is a predicted model, not a curated record. Lineage: Eukaryota; Viridiplantae; Streptophyta; Magnoliopsida; Asterales; Asteraceae. Bases 65 to 397 code for a protein of 110 amino acids.